Messenger RNA from Seriola dumerili (greater amberjack), 3554 nucleotides. RefSeq names its product lysosomal alpha-glucosidase-like (gene gaa2). The coding region runs from base 158 to 3067 and encodes 969 amino acids. Gene Ontology annotation, biological process: carbohydrate metabolic process. Lineage: Eukaryota; Metazoa; Chordata; Actinopteri; Carangiformes; Carangidae. Gene Ontology annotation, molecular function: alpha-1,4-glucosidase activity; carbohydrate binding. The record is from RefSeq and is a predicted model, not a curated record. The transcript is spliced from 21 exons.
UAAACAGACCCACACCGUCCAGACAGUUAAGGUUAUCAACGUUACGAAUUACUUCGCCAACGUAGCAUUCAUUUAAAAUUAAAAAUUACUAUAUUUUUGUGCGUGUAAAGUUCAAAGCUCAUACAGUCUCUUACUUUGACAAGCACACACUGUCAGGAUGGUUUCAUACAAGCGCCUGAACCCUGAAGAUGUUCAGUUUUCCAAUGCUGUGUUGUCGGAGGAGCCUCGAACUGUCCAACAAGAAGUUUCAUUGCAGGAGCCAGAGGAGGCCUCCUUGCUUCCACGGAUGCCCUCAUGCUCCGUCACCACAGGCCUCCUGGUUAUUGGCUGCCUGUUGCUGCUCCUCUGUGGAGGCUGGCUACUGGGCACCAUGUUCUGGCUGCACGGUUCGUCCAACCAACAGCCACAUAGACCCCCGCCACCGGCCACGGCACAAACGCCGCAAACAGAAGUAAACGACACUGUGUCUGCCUCACGUCGUCAGGCUUGCAGUUUAAUUCCAGAGGCGUGGAGGUUUGAUUGCUACCCUGAAAGAGGAGUGGUCGUGACCAAAGACUUAUGUGAGGCGAGGAACUGUUGCUUUAUCCCUGCUUCCCCCUCCCCUGCCGCCCGCCCAUCAGGGAGAAAUGGUAUCCCCUGGUGUUUCUAUCCUCCGGAUUUCCCUUCCUACUCGCUCGUGUCAAUAAACGACACAUCCCUGGGACAAAAAGGUACGCUCGUGAGAGAGGUGAAGACCUAUUACCCAGCAGACAUCCUCACUCUAGAGGUGGAGAUACGUCAUGAGACAGACACACGGCUACGUGUCAGGAUUACGGACCCUUCUAACUCAAGGUUUGAAGUCCCAAUCUCUGUCCCCACCGCCACCAAGAAGGCAGAAAGUCCAGAGUACAUAGUAGAGCUUUCAAAAGAGCCAUUUGGUCUCAUCGUGAAGAGAAGCUCUACAGGAGCUGUGCUUCUGAACACCACAGAGGCUCCUCUCUUCUAUGCGGAUCAGUUCCUCCAGUUCUCCACCUCCCUGUCCAGUCAGUUCAUCUAUGGCCUGGGGGAACAUCGCUCCACCUUUCUGCAUGAUGUCCACUGGAACACACUCACCAUGUGGGCCAGGGAUGUGCCUCCCAUGGAACAGACAAACCUGUACGGAGCUCAUCCAUUUUACCUGGCAAUGGAGGAAGGAGGGAACGCACACGGCUUCUUCCUGCUGAACAGCAACGCAAUGGAUGUGGUCCUCCAGCCGGCCCCGGCCCUCACCUGGCGUACUAUUGGUGGAAUCCUUGACUUUUACGUUUUCCUUGGUCCUGAUCCUGGUUCAGUUAUUGAGCAGUAUGUGGACGUCAUAGGAUACCCUGCGAUGCCCAUCUACUGGGCUUUAGGAUACCAUCUCUGUCGCUGGGGUUACAACACCAGUGAUUCUACCUGGGAAAUUGUCAAGAACAUGAGGAAUUAUGGGAUACCACAGGAUGUCCAGUGGAAUGACAUCGACUACAUGGACCAAUUUAUGGACUUCACUUUUGACUCGACAAAGUUCGCGACGCUGCCUGACCUGGUCAAGGACCUGCACGCUCAUGACCAGCGCUAUGUCAUGAUCCUGGACCCGGGUAUCAGCAGUACUCAGCCAGAGGGAUCAUACAGGCCGUUCGAUGAAGGACUGAAGAGAGACGUUUUUAUUAGGGAUGCUGAAGGAAAAACACUCAUUGGGAAGGUGUGGCCUGGUCUGACGGCUUAUCCGGAUUUCUCUGAUGACGCAACACAUGAGUGGUGGUACGACAACCUGAAGAGGUUCCAUGACAAAGUGCCAUUUGAUGGAUUAUGGAUUGACAUGAAUGAACCGUCUAAUUUCCUGGAUGGAUCCACUAACGGCUGUCCAUCAAACAGUCUUGAAAAUCCUCCUUAUACACCUGGUAUACUAGGAGGUUUGCUGAGAGCCAAAACAGUGUGUGCCACUGCACAGCAGAAGCAGUCCAUACACUAUAAUAUGCACAGCCUGUACGGACUCAUGGAAGCUAAAGCCUCUGCCAGCGCUCUGAUGCGGAUCGUGGCAAAGAGACCUUUUGUGAUCUCUCGCUCCACCUUCCCCAGUCAGGGGAUGUACUCUGGCCACUGGCUGGGAGACAACAGGAGCCAAUGGAAAGACCUUUACACCUCUAUAGCAGGUAUGUUGACCUUUAACCUUCUGGGCAUCCCGCUGGUGGGAGCAGACAUCUGCGGCUUCAGUGAGGAGCCGCAGGAGGAGCUGUGUGUCCGCUGGACGCAGGUCGGAGCUUUUUAUCCCUUUACACGCAACCACAACGCCAUCGACAUGAAGCCUCAGGAUCCCACAGCUUUCAGCCCUCUGGCUCGUACAGCCAUGAAACAGGCUCUGCUGCUGCGUUACUCUCUCUUCCCUGUCCUCUACACUCUCUUUCAUCACGCACAUGUGCACGGACACACUGUUGCCCGACCGCUGAUGUUCGAGUUUCCAAAAGAUGUAAGAACCUACGGGAUUGACAAACAGUUCCUGUGGGGGAAGAAUUUGUUGGUGACACCAGUGUUAGAUCCUGGAGUGGAUUCUGUGGACGGUUACUUCCCCGAGGGACUGUGGUAUGACUACUACACGGGUGACUCUGUGCGCAGUAAGGGUGAAGAGCUUCAACUCCAUGCACCUCUAGAUAAGAUCAACCUGCAUUUGCGUGAAGGAUCUGUUACACCAACACAGGCGCCCAACCUGACCCUGUGGGUGAGCAGCGGUCAGCCGCUCCACCUGGUCUCUUCUCUCUCUGACGAUGGUUCAGCCAGUGGAGACUUGUUCUGGGACGACGGAGAGAGCAUCGACACGUACGAGAGCGACCAUUACGCCUACAUCAUCUUCAGCGUCGCUCAGAACGUGAUGACGUCCCAGGUGCUCCAUAACAACGUGGAGGCCACAUACAUCACUGUGGAGUCGGCCUCCUUCUACGGCGUGAAGGAGAAGCCAAGCAGAGUGUUUGUGAACUCCCAAGAUGCAGUGUUCACCUACAGAGCCAACCAGGUGUUAACAGUUGCAGAUCUCGGUCUCAACCUCAGUCAGAACUUCACCAUCAGCUGGAUGUAAUGACUCUGAUGUUUUCAUGAUUGGUUUUACUUGUUGUUGACUGUUGAAGUCACAAGCAGACACAUAUUUAAGUGUGAGGACAGUGAUGGUUUUUCAUUGUUUUGGCUCUUUAAUCCAGAACAUUGGAUGGGAAUAACAAUUGUGAGAUUCAAGUGCUGAUUUUAAACUUUAAAGAGUAACUUAACACCGGACUGUUUCCUGUUGCACCUCAAACAAGACAGUGAUGUUACAGUGUACUGACAACGAGCCACACUGAUCCUGGAGUACACCUGUACAUCACUGCAGCAAGCUGAGAAGUUAAACCACUGGAGGUUAUCAAAAACCAAAACUCUCUGCAGCUCUUAAAUUUCUCUCUAAUAUAGUUCACAUCUGUAUUGAGUGUUGUACUUCAGUUCAGGUCUAAUGUGCUUGAGCACAGAGCCAAAACAAAGCUGCCCAUUUGUCGGACGGAUAAGACAAAGUGUAAGAACGCUGAAGUGAGUGUUAG